This is a messenger RNA of Choloepus didactylus (southern two-toed sloth), 441 nucleotides long. RefSeq names its product IQ motif containing F6 (gene IQCF6). NCBI's taxonomy places the organism in Eukaryota, Metazoa, Chordata, Mammalia, Pilosa, Megalonychidae. The record is from RefSeq and is a predicted model, not a curated record. Bases 1 to 441 code for a protein of 146 amino acids. The transcript is spliced from 2 exons. Gene Ontology annotation, molecular function: calmodulin binding.
AUGGCCACACAGGAUGUGCAUGAGACCCCUACACAACGGAUCCACCCAAAAGAUAAUGGGCAGCGGCAAAAGUUACAGAAGGCAGCCACAGAGAUCCAGGCCUGGUGGCGCGGGACCCUAGUGCGCCGGACGCUGCUGCAUGUGGCCCUCAGGGCCUGGAUCAUCCAGUGCUGGUGGAGGUCGAUGCAGGCCAAGAUGCUGGAGCAAAGACGGCGCCUGGCACUGAAACUCUACACCUGCCAGGAAUGGGCGGUGGUGAAGGUGCAGACGCAGGUUCGAAUGUGGCAGGCCCGCAGACGGUUCCUCCAGGCACGCCAAGCAGCCUGCAUCAUCCAGUCUCACUGGCGCUGGCAUGCCAGCCAAACCCGGGGCCUGAUCCGGGGCCACUAUGAGGUCAGAGCCAGCCGGCUGGAGCUCGACAUUGAAAUCCUUAUGGCCUAG